This is a messenger RNA of Lemur catta (Ring-tailed lemur), 3726 nucleotides long. It is a transcript of the gene ASIC2, whose product is annotated as acid sensing ion channel subunit 2. Gene Ontology annotation, molecular function: ligand-gated sodium channel activity. Gene Ontology annotation, cellular component: membrane. The transcript is spliced from 10 exons. Gene Ontology annotation, biological process: sodium ion transmembrane transport. Bases 1176 to 2867 code for a protein of 563 amino acids. Lineage: Eukaryota; Metazoa; Chordata; Mammalia; Primates; Lemuridae. The record is from RefSeq and is a predicted model, not a curated record.
GAGCCGCCGGGCCAGCGAGCGGAGGAGCAGGUGCUCGGAGCCCAGCCGCGCCAGCGUCGCGCGGCCGCUGCCCAAGUUCGCCCGGGCCCGAGGAGGAUUCUCCCGGGCAACCGGGAGAGGAGCGCAAGCCGUCGCCACCGCCAGCGUGGGCUUGGAACCUGGAGAGGAGAAGGGCGCGCAGAGCAGUGAGUCCGGGUCACCCCCCGGAGGUGUUGCCAGAGCUCCGCAGUCCCCAGCUCCUGGCGCCGCCUGGACAGAGAGAAGAGGCAAGGGACAGCAAGGCCGGGCUUUUCUGGAGACGCGAGGCACCCGGGAGAGCUGCAGGAAGAAGCGACACUUCCCUCUGGCCAGCAGCCUUGAAGGGGCCCGGCAGCGAACAACCUCCCGCAGGACGCCCUGAGAAGCCCCCAGCCCCAGGCGAGAGCCGGCACAUCGCAGGGCUCGGGCGCGGGACUUGGGGAGCAUUGGCGGUCUUGGCCGAGCGCAGCCCGGGAAGCAGUGAUAAGGAAGGGUCCUGGAGGGAAGGGAAAGAGGACAGCAGCCGGCAGUGCGACCACUCACCCCAGUACACACCCACCCUACCGCCAAGCCAGGAGCCGCCGUGCGCCUCUGGGGGCGCUCGUGCCUUGGCGCCUUCUCUCCCGUGUCCCAGCACGUCUGGGCUACGGGCCGGGCUAGUGGGGUCCCCGGGGAUGUCCAAAUCAGGCAUGGUGGCCGAGUGGCCCCUCUGCCAGGGCCAGCGUAAAAGCUGGGGUUAGGCGGGGCAGGGGGGACUCAGCUCAGGGUCCCCCGGGGUCCAGGACGAGGGGAGGCGGGCGCAGCGCCCAGGGACCGGAGAGGCGGCUCCCACUGGGGCCCCUCCAGAAGUAGUGCCCGGCGCCGGGCAUCCUCCAGGAAGACUAGGGGCCAGGAGAGCCUGGGAGGCGCUCGGGAGAGGCCAGUGCCAGGGGCGGCGGGCCGAGGCGGCGCUCAGUCCCGGGCGGGCGCCCGCGGAGGCGGCAGCGGCGGCGCCCGGCGGGCAUGCCGCGCCACCGGAGCUCCUUUCGGGCGCACGCUUCCCUGGCGCGGGCUGCGCGCGGCGGCCGCUGCUGCUGCUUCCACUGCUGCUGCGGACUCCCAUGGCGGCUCCGCCCGGCCGGGGCCGCCGCCGCUGCCGCCAGCCGCGGGCUGAAUGAAUGAGCCGGAGCGGCGGAGCCGGGCUGCCCGCGGCCGCGCUCACCGGCCCGGGACGCUUCCGCAUGGCCCGCGAGGAGCCGGCGUCCGCGGCGGUGGCGGCGGCCGGGCAGCCCGGGGGUGGCAGAGGCGGCGAGCGGGCGCUGCAGGGGCCGGGGGUCACCCGCAGGGGGCGGCCGUCGCUGAGCCGCGCUAAACUGCACGGGCUGCGGCACAUGUGCGCCGGGCGCACGGCGGCGGGGGGCUCCUUCCAGCGGCGCGCGCUGUGGGUGCUGGCCUUCUGCACGUCCCUCGGCUUGCUGCUGUCCUGGUCCUCGAACCGCCUGCUCUACUGGCUCAGCUUCCCGUCGCACACGCGGGUGCACCGCGAGUGGAGCCGCCAGCUGCCCUUCCCCGCCGUCACCGUGUGCAACAACAACCCGCUGCGCUUCCCGCGCCUCUCCAAGGGGGACCUGUACUAUGCCGGCCACUGGCUCGGGCUGCUGCUGCCCAACCGCACGGCGCGCCCCCUGGUCAGCGAGCUGCUGCGGGGCGACGAGCCGCGCCGCCAGUGGUUCCGCAAGCUGGCCGACUUCCGCCUCUUCCUGCCGCCGCGCCACUUCGAGGGCAUCAGCGCCGCCUUCAUGGACCGCCUGGGCCACCAGCUCGAGGACAUGCUGCUCUCCUGCAAGUACCGCGGCGAGCUCUGCGGUCCGCACAACUUCUCCUCUGUGUUUACAAAAUAUGGGAAGUGUUACAUGUUUAACUCAGGCGAGGAUGGCAAACCUCUGCUCACCACGGUCAAGGGGGGGACAGGCAACGGGCUGGAGAUCAUGCUGGACAUUCAGCAAGAUGAGUACCUGCCCAUCUGGGGAGAGACAGAGGAAACAACGUUUGAAGCAGGAGUGAAAGUUCAAAUCCACAGUCAGUCUGAGCCGCCUUUCAUCCAAGAGCUGGGUUUUGGGGUGGCUCCGGGGUUCCAGACCUUCGUGGCCACACAGGAGCAGAGGCUCACAUACCUGCCUCCACCGUGGGGUGAGUGCCGAUCUUCAGAGAUGGGACUCGACUUCUUUCCUGUUUACAGUAUCACCGCCUGUAGGAUUGACUGUGAGACCCGCUACAUCGUGGAAAACUGCAACUGCCGCAUGGUCCACAUGCCAGGGGAUGCCCCUUUCUGUACCCCUGAGCAGCACAAGGAGUGUGCAGAGCCCGCCCUAGGUCUGCUGGCGGAAAAGGACAGCAAUUACUGUCUCUGCAGGACGCCCUGCAACCUGACCCGCUACAACAAAGAGCUCUCCAUGGUGAAGAUCCCCAGCAAGACGUCAGCCAAGUAUCUGGAGAAGAAAUUCAACAAAUCAGAAAAAUAUAUCUCAGAGAACAUCCUUGUUCUGGAUAUAUUUUUUGAAGCUCUCAAUUACGAGACAAUUGAACAGAAGAAGGCGUAUGAAGUUGCUGCCUUACUUGGUGAUAUUGGUGGUCAGAUGGGCUUGUUUAUUGGUGCUAGUAUCCUCACAAUACUAGAGCUCUUCGAUUAUAUCUACGAGCUGAUCAAAGAGAAGCUACUAGACCUGCUUGGCAAAGAGGAGGAUGAGGGGAGCCCUGACGAGAACGUGAGCACUUGUGACACGAUGCCAAACCACUCUGAAACCAUCAGCCACACUGUGAAUGUGCCCCUGCAGACGGCCCUGGGGACCUUGGAGGAGAUCGCCUGCUGACACCCCUCGGGCUGCCCAGCACCCCCAAACAGACCUUGAGGCCCAAGACCCAGGACAGGGGACAGCAAGCGCAGGUGGGAUGGCCCCUGACGCUGGAAAGAAGCAAGAGCCCCCUAUGCACACAUUGCAAACUAGCUGCCAAAACCUCGCUCCGGCCACACCUGACGCGGUGCGUCCUCGGGCCCCGCCGUGCGUCCCUCUUAGGAGAGAUGAGUCACACUCUGGAACUGUCCAAGAACCGACCUGCCAUCACAUCUCACUGCCAGAUGUAUAAAGCACCUGCAUGCUCAGACUUCUUACAGCGCCACCUCCGUGUCUGUCUUGUACAUGACGUUCCUCCACGCGGUUUCCAGCGUCCACUCUGCUGCCCGUGCAGUGGGACCAGAUUCCAGCUCCAAAGUCACCAUGAGGCCAUCCUGGAAUCAGAACUGCACAGUCAAGAGGGAAACCGCAGAACUCUCCGCUACAUUCAGUCCUUGUGUAGUUUGUGAAGGUUCUUAACCUGCCCACAAACCCCUCUCCCCCCAAGCUGGCCCGUGGGGCAUCGGCGCCAAAGGUGACCCGCGCCAGCCUCCCUCCCGCCCCAGCGCCUGUGACGGCGGCACGGCAGCCAGGGUGACUCCAGUGUUAUCCAUGGUGCCCAUGUCGUCCUUCUCUCCCUGUGACACAGCUUGUACAGUCUGAUUCUUUUCAUCUGGGGGGCUUUUAUGUUUGUCCGUCGGAGAUUUGUUCUGUUUUGCUUUGUUUUACGCUUUUUGGUUUUGAUGUUCUGAGGUUCGAUUUGGUUUUCCCAUUUUCUCUGGCGUUUAUUUAUUCGUGCUUCAAAUCACAGUCAUAUUAAAAGCUGGUCUUGUGGAAA